AUGUCUUCUUCACAAAAUGGCACCGCUAAUGGUGUCAAUGGCGAUACCCAGUCGGUUCCCGUCAGCACUCGAUUUAGCGACAUCCCCUCCGCCAUCGACAUUCCUAUUCCUAGCGGCGAGGCCGAUGAAGCUGUCGAAAUCAACCUCGAGGACCUCGUCGACGAACCCGCCGAUCUUUGUACACUCUUAGAAAACGAAAACGCCGCAAAGACCUACUGGAUGACCGUCGCCUUAGCCUAUGCUAAACAACACAAGGUCGACCAUGCCAUCGAGAUGCUCCAGCGAGGCGGCAACGAGAUCCAGAAAAACAGUGCCAACCCGCGCGAUAGAGUCAGCAUGGUCUGUUGUUUAUGCUGGAUGUAUUUGUGGAAGAGUAGAGAGGCGCCUCGUGUUGCCCCUGAGGGCAUAUCUGCCUCCGAUGCCAAGACGAAAGAAUAUUAUCUUCAACUCGCGACAUCUUCUCUCAACGACGCUGCACGGUUGAACCCAUCAUUCCCGCCCAUUUUCCUCGCUCGUGGUGUCCUGCUGCUUCUGCGAGCUUCCCUACAAGCACCAUCCAAGACCGCGGGAGGUAUUGGAUCUGAGAAGCACGAGCUUCUGAAGACGGCUGUCAAGUCAUUCGAUGAUGCUCUGCGUGUGUCUCAAGGCAAAAACAUGUUGGCACUCAUGGGAAAAGCUCGGGCUCUGUUCUCGAUGCACAAAUAUCCCGAGUCGCUGGCGAUAUACCAAGACGUCCUUCAGAAGAUGCCGGACUUGGUUGACCCAGACCCUCGAAUCGGUAUUGGUUGCUGUUUCUGGCAGCUCGGUUUCAAAGACGAUGCUAAGAUGGCCUGGGAAAGGUGUCUUGAGAUCAACCCCAACUCUAAGGUUGCCAACAUUCUGCUCGGACUUUACUAUUUGGACGCCAGCGGCCAUGUGCCAGUAAACAGCGACGAAUUCCUCAAGCUUUACAAGAAAGCAAUGACGGAGUACGCACAAAAAUCCUUCAAGUUGGACAAAGAUGUUCCACUUACCUGCUCUACCUUUUCUGGGUACUUUCUGUCUAGAAAGGCAUGGGAUAAUGCCGAUAAGCUGGCGCACAAGGCUAUCCAGUACACGGACGUCAAUGCUAUUGCCAGUGAUGGUUGGUAUCUGCUUGCAAGAAAGGAGCACUACACUGGAGAUAUCGAACGGGCAGCUGAUUACUACCGACGUGCCGAUGAAGCUCGAGGUGGAACCGAGACCGGUUACCUUCCUGCUAAGUUUGGUGUUGCUCAGUUGUCCGUCAUGAAGAAUGACCUUGGAGAAGCCAAACUUCGCCUCGAGAAGAUGAUUCAGCAAUCCAAGACCCACGAGGCCAUGAUUCUCCUCGGUACACUGUACGCCGAGGAAGUCUUUGCCAACCAGGUCAGUGAUAGUAAAGAGGACAAGUCGGCUGAGCUCAAGAAAGCCAUCACACUACUCGAAGGCGUUCGAAAUGCCUGGAAAGACCCCAAGAGAGCAUUGUCCGCAGAUGCGUCGGUGCUCCUCAACCUAGCUCGUCUCUAUGAGACAGAUCAGCCUGACAAGGCUCUGCAAUGCCUACAGCAAGUAGAACAACUGGAGCUGGACCAGAUCCCUGACUCAGAACGACCAGAGGAUGUCACUGACGCGGCUGAGAUCAAGGCUGCACUCCGAAAGUCUUUGCCACCCCAAUUACUAAACAACAUAGGUUGCUUCCACUCACAAGCUGAAAAACAUGAGCUUGCCAGUGACAUGUUUGAGGCUGCACUAAGCGCUUGCAUAAAGAUUGGCGAGAAGGACCCUGAUAUGGAUACGGAUGCCUUGGUAUCGACAAUCAGCUUUAACCUGGCACGAAGCUACGAGUCGAGAGGGUUGACAGACAAGGCUAUUGAGGUGUACGAGGGACUCUUGGCUCGGCAUGAUGAUUACACAGAUGCUCGUGCCAGACUUGCCUACAUAAAGCUGAGGAAGAAUCCAAACAAGGAGGGACCUGAUGCCGUUGCCAAGUUGUACCAGGAGAACAACACCGACCUCGAGGUCCGCGCCCUGUACGGCUGGUACCUGGGCAAGGUUCACUCGAGAAAACGCCCCGCCAACCUUAACGAGGACGCUGAGUUCCGCCACUACAAACACACAUUGCAAAACUACGAUAAGCACGACAGGCAUGCUUUAGUCGGUAUGGGUAACUUGUAUCUUAUGCAAGCGCGAGAAAUGCGUCGCGAAUCAGAUUCCGACAAGCAAAAGCGAAGCGCCAUAUAUGGCAAGGCUGUAGAGUUCUUUGAAAAGGCCCUUUCACUGGACCCAAAGAACGCCUAUGCAGCCCAAGGUAUUGCCAUUGCUCUUGUAGAAGACAAAAAGGACCACAAGUCGGCGUUGAGCAUCUUCAACAAGGUUCGAGAGACUGUGAGAGACUCUCACCUCUAUGUCAACCUGGGACAUAUCUAUGCCGAGCUCCGGCAAUAUUCAAAGGCUAUUGAGCACUAUGAAAUUGCUCUCUCCAAAGACGGCAAGAAAGAUGACCCGACAAUUCUUGCUUGCUUGGGUAGAACAUGGUUGAACCGUGGCCGAGCCGAGCGUGACGUCGACGCAUAUAACAAGGCACUCGAGUGUGCUCAGAAGGCUCUUGAGGUUGCUCCCGAGCAGGUGCACUACAAGUUCAACGUUGCUUUUGUUCAAAUUCAGCUUGUUACAUUGGUUCAAGGAUUGCCGGAGAACAAGCGAUCAACAGAACAGCUUGAGAAGGCAGCCGAGGGCCUCGAGUCUGCCAUCACAUCGUUGGAUGAGAUUGCAGCUCACCCUCAAACUCCUUACCCCAAGAAUGACGUAGAGCAGCGUGCUAACAUGGCACGUAACACCUUACGUAACCAGCUUCAGCGUGCCAUUGGCAAGCAGAAAGAGUGGGAGGAGAAGAACAAGGAGAAGAUACAGGCAGCCAAGGAACUAAGAGAGGCAGAGGUUCGACGUCGUGAGGAUGAGCGCCAAAAGAUCUUGGAACAAGAACGAGAGCGGCAAGACAAGAUCAAGAAAGAACGUGACGAGAUUGCCAAGAAGGAUCGAGCCUUGGCUGCUCAACGAGCCGAGGAAGAGCAAGCCCGCAUCGAAGCCGAGAUGACGACCGACAGCGAGACUGGGGACAAGGUGAAGCGAAAGCGCAAGACUGCUCCACGGGCUUCAGGAGAGCCCAAACCGAAACGGUCCGGAGGAAAGAAAAAGAAGAAGAGCGAGCACCAGGACGACGAGUCUGAAGAAGAGGAGGAGCGGACCAAAAAGCGCCGUCGUCUCACAAAGAAGGAGUCCGCUAAGUUCAAAUCAGCCGAGAUUGUCGUCGAUAGCGAUGAGGAAAAUAACGACGACGAUGACGAACUCGAGCGUGCCGAGAGAAACAUCGAUAGAGAAGAGACUCCUCUCUCAGAGGCCGAUGAAAAGGCCGUCGAGGAUGACAAAAUGGAUGUCGAUGGCGGAGCUGAGCAAGGGGGCGACGACGAUGAGGAGAUCGCCCCACGCCAACAGAAUAAGCGAGCUCGUCGUGGACGUGUCGUCGAUAGUGACGAGGAGGAUAAUGAUGAGGAGGAGGCGCCCACUCAAGCCAAGACCACAUCUAACGAUGAUGACGACGAGCCUCGCCCUGCAGCGGAUACCAGCAUGGCAGACGCGGCUGACGAGGAAGAGUAA
Fusarium venenatum is the source of this 3654-nucleotide messenger RNA. RefSeq lists its product as uncharacterized. Gene Ontology annotation, molecular function: RNA polymerase II complex binding. Gene Ontology annotation, biological process: transcription elongation by RNA polymerase II; regulation of DNA-templated transcription. Gene Ontology annotation, cellular component: Cdc73/Paf1 complex. NCBI's taxonomy places the organism in Eukaryota, Fungi, Ascomycota, Sordariomycetes, Hypocreales, Nectriaceae. The record is from RefSeq and is a predicted model, not a curated record.